Messenger RNA from Eupeodes corollae, 2793 nucleotides. RefSeq names its product MAGUK p55 subfamily member 7 (gene metro). The transcript is spliced from 12 exons. NCBI's taxonomy places the organism in Eukaryota, Metazoa, Arthropoda, Insecta, Diptera, Syrphidae. Gene Ontology annotation, molecular function: protein binding. The record is from RefSeq and is a predicted model, not a curated record. Bases 552 to 2342 code for a protein of 596 amino acids. Gene Ontology annotation, cellular component: plasma membrane; cell-cell junction.
GACAUAUCCAAAUCGGGAUGAGAUUAACCCGACGAACACGAAAUCAGUUGUCAGAAAUACCACAUUGCAGUCGGACGUUCUUUUCUAAAAAUACGCAAUCAAAAGAAUUUAAUUUAAAAGAAAAGAAGAGAAAAACUAUCUCUUCUGUUCAUCAAAAACGUGAAUCCUCAAAAUUUCACUGCAAUCUAAUCCUAUAAAUAAAACCCAUUAAAAAAUAAAUACAAAAACAACACAAUAAGUUGUAUUUUUCCCUUCAUGAUUCUUUUCCUAUAAUUUUCUUCUUUUAAAUAUUUUAUUGAAAUCAAAUUUUUGGAAUAAGAUAAGAAAAUAUUGCCCCUAUCCGUGCCUGAGUCCGAGUCCUUUGAAGUGAAGAGUGAAUAAAUUCAAAUAUAUUAUAUUACUGUGAAGUGGUAAAGAAAAUUCAAUAACUUCCUUUUUGUUUUAGAUUUAAAUUUUAGAAAAAAUACCGUAAUGUGCUGAAUUUUUGAAAUAUUUUAUAAACGUCAAAAAAAGAGUAAUUUAAAAUUCAUCUUGAAGUUGUCUUACGAAGGAUGACAGCUGAAGUUAUGGCUGCCGACGCAAAUCGGGACCCAGCUUUAUCCAAAUUAGUUUCAUCACUUCAAGAAACCGAAACAUUAUCAAGUGAACAAGAAAUAGAUUUUCUUAAAACACUUCUGGAAUCCAAAGAGCUAAAUGCCUUAGUUAAUGUUCAUAGUAAAGUUGCAAAAGUUUUAAGAGAUGAUAAAUUAGCUCCACUCCUUUCAACUUCAACACAGGUCCUAAUAGAAGUAUUAGAACAAUUAUCUCAACGAUGCCAUUUAUCACCAAUUUGUAAAGAAGCAUUUUAUCUCCUACAAAAUCCACAUUUGCAGAGUCUGCUUUGUGCACACGAUGCUAUCGCCCAAAAGGAUUUCUAUCCGCACCUGCCCGAGAUCCCAGUUGAGAUGGACGAAGAUGAAGAAACGAUUAAAAUCGUUCAGUUGGUGAAAAGUAAUGAGCCAUUGGCAGGAGCACAAAGCGCGGAGCCAAUUGUUGGUGCAACAAUCAAAACAGACGAAGAAACGGGAAAGAUAAUUAUUGCCCGGAUAAUGCAUGGUGGAGCUGCAGACCGUUCUGGAGUGAUUCAUGUGGGCGAUGAAGUUAUCGAAGUGAAUGGAAUUAAUGUGGAGGGCAAGACACCUGGAGAUGUCUUGCAGAUUCUGCAAAAUUCUGAAGGAAAUAUCACAUUUAAAAUAGUUCCCUCAGAUGGAAAGGGUGGACAGAGGGAGAGUAAAGUACGAGUACGAGCUCACUUUGAUUACAACCCAGAAAAUGAUCCAUAUAUUCCCUGCAAAGAAGCUGGACUAGCAUUUCAACGAGGUGAUAUUCUACACAUCGUUUCACAGGAUGAUGCAUAUUGGUGGCAAGCGAGAAAAGAAUCUGAACGCACAGCUCGUGCAGGACUGAUCCCAAGUAGAGCCCUACAAGAACGUCGAGUCAUUCAUGAACGAACCCAACGUGACACAACCGAUGGGGAAUCAAAGACUGAAGGCUCAUGUGCAUCCAUUUGCACGACCCCACCCGGCUCUCCAAUGCUUAACUCUAGUAGUAGUACAUCAUCCUGCCGUCAGCCUAAAACUAAAAAAAUUAUGUAUGACUUAGCCGAGAAUGAUGACUUUGAUCGGGAAAUGAUUGCCACUUACGAGGAAGUUGCUAAACUAUAUCCCAGGCCAGGUGUUUAUAGGCCAGUGGUGCUGAUUGGAGCACCAGGUGUUGGGAGAAAUGAACUGAAACGAAGACUUACAGCUAGAGAUCCAGAGAAGUUUAGAAGUCCAGUGCCAUAUACAACACGUCCAAUACGUCAAGGAGAAGUCCCUGGACGGGAAUACAUUUUUAUUUCCCGCGAAAAAAUGGAAUCAGACGUUUCAGCGGGGAAAUUCAUUGAACAUGGUGAAUACAAGGGACACCUCUAUGGGACAUCCGCUGAGAGUGUGAAGUCUAUUGUCAAUGCAGGUUGUGUUUGCAUUCUAAGUCCACACUACCAAGCCAUCAAAGCUCUGCGAACUGUCCAAUUGAAACCAUUUAUGAUCCACAUAAAACCACCAAGUUUCGAUGUCCUGAAGGGAACUCGUACAGCGUCCAGAGCGAAGUCCACAUUUGAUGAGACCAAUUCUAGAGGAUUUACGGAUGAAGAAUUCCAAGACAUGGUGAAACAUGGAGAACGUAUUGACUUCCUCUAUGGCCAUUAUUUUGAUGAAGAAAUCGUAAAUGACGAUCUAGCUUCAGCUUUGGAAAAGCUUGUUAAUUGUGUUCAACGUGCCGAAAAUGAACCACUUUGGUCACCAGCUUCUUGGGUUCAGUAAUAGUUUAUUUUUGUUUUUAGAAACAAAACCAAAAGUAGUAUUUGGACUUUUCUCAAACCACACAUUCAAUUUGUUAUUAUAAUUAUUAUCUAUACCCAGGACUGUUUCCAAUUAAAUUACUGUUGUAACAAAAUAUUAUUAAAAUGUUAACAAAAAAAAACAAAAACAACCAAGAAAUUAAAUUAAAAUAAACCCAAAACAAUUUUCAAAUCCAUAUAAAUACAGCUCCAUGAGAAAAACCUCAUUGUCCUAGCAUCCAGUGUCUCCAUAUUUUGAAAAUUCCAAAGCAUUUAAAAAGUUUUGGAUAUUUUUUUACAUAAAAACAUAAAAAAAAAGUAAAAUUAUUAGAAAAAAAUUACGUACCUUUGAAAUGAAACAAUAAACGAUGUUAAAAGAAUUUUAUUCUUUAACAUUAAAAUAAAAAUUAAAACCAAUUUCAUAGAGAAAAAAA